AUGGACGAUCCAGAAGUGAAGCAAGAACAGCCCGAAACUCAACCCGACGACAACCAAAUGUCUUCCACCGAACCAACUCAGCCAGAACAGCAGCCAGACAUGGAAGCCUCAGACAAGAUCCCCGAGCAAACCGACCGCCCCUACGACGAUGACGCCGACGAAGCCACCCGCAUUGCCUCCCUCGCAGCCGGCAUCCGCGACCAAGACGAUCUCGAACGAGACAUCGGCCGACAAGCCGACGCCCUCCUCAUCGAACAAGCAGACGAACGCGACAAUAAACGCCUCGAACGCACAAAAGCCGACAAAGCCCGUCUCGACGGCCAAGUCCACCACCUAGAGAAGAAGUUAACCGAGUUUGGCAAUCAGACCACCAAGAACAGAUAUCGUGCUGAGAUUGCGAACUACAAGACGCAGAUUGAGGGGCUUCAGACGGAUUUGGAACAAAUUCAGAAGAGAAUCGAUGACAGGAAGAAUGAGGCUGCCGCGGCAGGAGAUACGUUACUAGGGGAGGCGGGCAAUCAGAAGUUGCCUGGCGAAAGUCAGAGGGACUUCUUGAUCAGGACGGGAAAGAUCACGCCUNUUUCCAAGAUGGGUAGGCAGUUGUUGCGGACUUCGUCAAGUCUUGCUGAAGUCAUGUUUGAUGCUGAAGAGGAAGAGGAUGAGGAAAUGGUUGAUCAGGAACUCCAAGCCGAUGCACAGCGGUCGCAUCGUAAUCUGAGAGUGCCCGGAUUUGCUGAAGAUGAGAAGAGUGAGCCCGAAGAGGAAGAUGAGUUUCCUGAGGAGAGGCCCGCCAAGCGACGAAGACUACAAUCGAAAAGCAAGGGCAAGAGUACCGCAGAAGAAGAUGAGGAUGUCGAGUUGGACUCUGCUCCAGAAGAGGAAGAAGAUGAAUAUAUCCCGGACAUGAAUGACAAGGAGCUUGCUGCUGUUGGAGAGUCAAAUGACGAGGAAGAGCCAGAAGACGAAGAUGUCGAUGGUGACUUUUCUCUAGGCACUUCUGGAACCACCAAGCGCAAGAAGGGUGCANAAAAGGUCACCAAGAAAGCACAACAAGCAGCUGAUGUCCGUGAAGAUCUUGCGGGAAUUGAUGACGGCAAUGAGAAAGUCUAUCAAGCCAGAUUGCAGAGCUGGAUUAAACGACGAAGUGCUGCUCGUCGGAAGCAUCAAGUUCCAAACAAGUCUAGAGGAGAAGCAGCCAAUGGCGAUAUGGAGCAAGAUGAGGUCGAUGACCACCAGCCAGAUCAGGAAGGCGAGGAAGAAUGGCACUUACCACAUCCGACACAGACCGAUGCAGAGUUCGAGGGAGGCUACCGGAUACCCGGUGACAUCUACCCGGCACUCUUCGACUACCAAAAGACUGGUGUUCAAUGGUUAUGGGAACUUUACUCGCAACAAGUUGGUGGUAUCAUCGGAGACGAGAUGGGUCUUGGAAAGACUGUCCAGAUCAUCUCCUUUAUCGCUGGUCUGCAUUAUUCGAAGAAAGUCACAAAGCCCAUCCUCAUCGUAUGCCCUGCAACAGUCAUGAAGCAGUGGGUGAAUGAGUUUCAUCGUUGGUGGCCGCCACUGCGAGUGUCCAUUCUUCAUACUUCUGGUAGUGGCAUGCUGGAUGUGAGGCGAGAAGACAAGCUGGAAGAUGACUUGGAUAACUUCGAUUACGACGGCAACCCAAUCAGACCUUCCAAGGGUAACAAAUCUGCCAAGCGCAUUGUGGACAAGGUUCAGAGAGAUGGUCAUGUUCUGGUAACAACAUACUCUGGCUUACAGACCUAUGCUGAACAUCUCAUCCCCAUGGAGUGGGAGUACUGCGUCCUGGACGAAGGCCACAAGAUCAGAAACCCUAACACGGCAAUCACGAUUUACAGUAAAGAAAUUCGUACGCACAACAGAAUCAUUCUCUCUGGUACGCCCAUGCAGAACAAUUUGACUGAACUCUGGUCUCUCUUCGAUUUUGUCUUCCCCAUGAGACUCGGUACAUUGGUCAGCUUCAAGCAACAAUUCGAAACUCCCAUCAAGCAGGGUGGCUACGCCAAUGCUUCCAACCUGCAAGUCGAGACUGCAAUGAAGUGCGCAGAGACUCUCAAGGACACAAUCAGCCCAUAUCUUCUCCAGCGGUUCAAGGUUGAUGUGGCAUCCGAUUUACCCAAAAAGAGUGAGCGAGUUCUGUUCUGCAAGUUGACCAAACCUCAACGUGACGCAUACGAGUACUUCUUGAACUCUGGUGACAUGACUGCUAUCUUGGCCGGCAAGAGGCAAGCACUCUUUGGUAUCGAUAUCCUACGCAAGAUCUGCAAUCAUCCUGACUUGACCGAGCAUAAAACUCUGUCCAUCAAAUCAGACUACAACUAUGGUAAUGCCAACAAGUCUGGAAAGAUGCAAGUUGUAAAAGCUCUGCUUGAGAUUUGGAAGAAGAAUGGACACAAGACAUUGCUGUUCGCUCAGCACCGUAUCAUGCUCGACAUUCUCGAAAGAUUUGUUGGUGAGAUGGGUGGCAUCAACUAUCUGCGUAUGGAUGGCAAUACCUCUAUCAAAGACAGACAAACCCUCGUCGACAAGUUCAACAAGAACCCUGAGUUGCACGUCUUCCUCCUCACAACUAAAGUAGGAGGUCUUGGUGUGAACCUCACUGGCGCAGAUCGAGUCAUUAUCUACGAUCCCGAUUGGAACCCAUCGACUGAUGUGCAAGCCCGAGAACGAGCCUGGCGACUAGGUCAGAAGCGCGAAGUCGAGAUUUAUCGCUUGAUGACCGCCGGUACCAUCGAAGAGAAGAUUUACCACAGACAAAUCUUCAAGCAAUUCUUGACCAACAAGAUUCUGAGAGAUCCAAAGCAGAGACAGACUUUCCAAUUGAGAGAUCUGCACGAUCUGUUUACUUUGGGCGAGGCAAGUGCAGAUGGCCAAACUGAAACUGGCAGUAUCUUCAAAGGUACAGAAGUCCAAUUAUCCGGCCCCAAAGCCGACACCUCAGACACGAAAACUCAAGAACAAGAAGACGCAUCAACAACCACCGCAGCCGAAAAAGCCGCAAAGGAAAAAGAAAUGCAAGACAUUGUCGGCAUCUCUCACACCGAAGACUUCCAAGGCGAAGAAGCAAAACCAACAUCCGCAGACCCCAACGACAACGACGGCCCAGAAAACGGAAACAGCACCAGAGACGAACGCAUGCUGGGCGCCAUUUUUGCCCGCUCGGGCGUCACCUCCGCCCUCUCCCACGACGACAUCAUAUCAGGAAACUCCGGCUCCUCCAAAAAAGUAACCGCAGACCCUGAAAUCAUCGCCAAAGAAGCCAAACGCGUGGCCGCUCUUGCAGCAGCCGAACUCAAAAGAGCAGGAGAGAUUGCGAGAAACCUUCCUGCUGGGAGUGUGAGUUGGACUGGUCAGUUUGGCACUGCAGGCCGUCCUGAAACUCCCGCCAGAAGGGGCGGGUUUGCUGCGUCCAGAGGCAGAGGCGGUAUGAGUAGAGGAGGUCCUUCUAGUACUUCCAUCCUCAGCCAUUUGUCUGCUCGACAAGGUAUUACUCCUUCUUCGCGAGUUUCCACGCCUUCGACUGCGACGUCACGGGCAGGUACGCCGUCCGCUCAACCUUUGCAACCCAAAGGCAGAGAGUUCCUGGCGCUGAUCAGGGAUUACCUCUUGGCGCAUGGAGGCAAAGUGUACACUCAAAACUUGAUUGAUCAUUUCAACAGGUUUUGUGGGACUGCGCAGAGGACGGCAGAGUUCAAGGAGAUGUUGAAGGUUAUUGCGGUUUUGGAGAAGGGGUCGAGGGGCAGGGGUAAGUGGGUGCUUAGGGAGGAGUAUAAGAAGGGUGUUUGA
This is a messenger RNA of Aureobasidium musti, 3810 nucleotides long. The record is from the annotation of a GenBank genome assembly. Lineage: Eukaryota; Fungi; Ascomycota; Dothideomycetes; Dothideales; Saccotheciaceae.